GGUAGGCCUACAAAGGGAAAAGGUGGGGAAGAAGAGAACACCGUACCACGUGAUUUUCCAGUCCUGUUGUGUAUUGGGUGGUUGGUGUUUGCAGUCUAUAACAGUUGCCUAACCGUCGCUAGAGCAAGCAAAAUGACGGCAAUAUUGUAUAUUUUGGAACUGUUCAACAUCAAGAGUUUUUUGCUUUUUCUCUCAAUUUUCCUCCUUGUGUUUGACUACAUCAAAACCAAACCACCAAAGAAUUUCCCUCCUGGACCGUGGUCAUUGCCUUUUAUCGGCGACGUGCAUCACAUUGACAUCACUAAAAUCCAUCUACAGUUUGUCAAGUUUGCUGAAAAAUAUGGACGUAUUUUUAGUGUCCGAUUUUUUGGACCAAGGAUGGUUGUUCUUAAUGGACACAAGCUAGUGAGGGAAAUGUAUGUUCAUCGAGGAGAAAACUUUGCUGAUCGACCAUCCUUACCUUUAUUUGCUGAUAUCGUUGGAGACAAAGGGGUGGUUGUGUCUAAUGGAUAUCCUUGGAAACAGCAGAGAAGGUUUGCCCUUCACACCCUGAGAAAUUUUGGAUUGGGCAAGAGAAGCCUUGAGCCCUCCAUUCUUCAAGAAUGCAGAUAUCUAAAUGAAGCAAUCGCUAAUGAACAAGGUAAAUCCUUCGACCCACAAUUUAUCAUUAACAAUGCUGUGUCUAACAUCAUCUGCGUGCUGGUGUUUGGGGACCGCUUUGAGUACACUGAUGAUGACUUCCAGUCUCUCCUGAAGAACAUCAAUGAGGUCUUCUACUUAGAGGGAGGAAUUUGGGCCCAGUUGUACAACGUAUUCCCAUGGAUAAUGCGCAGAGUGCCUGGCCCACACAGGAAAAUAUUUUCUAUUUGGAACGGAGUUAUUGCCUUUGUAAAGAAAAAAAUUGAAGACCACCAAGUAGACUUUGAUCCUUCAAACUCUAGGGACUACAUUGAUUGUUUCCUUGGAGAAAUGGCAAAGUGGAAAGAUGAUGAAGCAUCAGGCUUUAAUGUGGAGAAUUUGUGCUACUGCACUCUGGACCUGUUUAUAGCGGGAACUGAAACCACAUCUACUACCCUAUACUGGGGGCUCCUGUACAUGAUCAAAUACCCUGAGAUACAGCGCAAGGUGCAAGAGGAGAUAGACCGAGUUGUUGGAUCUUCACGUCAGCCCUCUGUGGCUGACAGGGAGAACAUGCCUUACACUGAUGCUGUUAUUCACGAGACACAGAGAUGUGGCAACAUUCUUCCAUUGAACCUUGCCAGACAGACCACCAAAGACACCCAAGUUGAUGACUUCAUCAUUCCCAAGGGCACAAUGGUGCUGGGCAGCCUGACCUCUGUUCUAUUCGAUGAGACGGAAUGGGAGACCCCUCACACCUUCAACCCAGGACACUUCCUGGAUGGAGAGGGGAAGUUCAGGAAGAGGGAGGCCUUCCUGCCUUUUUCUAUUGGGAAGAGAGUGUGCCUGGGAGAGCAGCUGGCCAGAAUGGAGCUGUUCCUGUUCUUCACCUCGCUGCUCCAGCGGUUCUCCUUCUCAGCACCACAGGGCGUAGAACCCAGUCUGGUGUUUCGAAUGGGAGCCACUCACUGCCCUCAACCCUAUCAACUCUGUGCUGUUCCUCGCUGAGAGCAUUUAUAUAAACUCUUUGAAAUCUUAAUCUUACCUGUAGUUUUUUAAUUAUAUUUGUAGUGAAGUAAUACACAUAUUCAACUCUGUACACUUAAGUGACACAAUCAGACAUAACCUGAAACUGUUCUACUGUUCCAUGUAGAAUAGUGAAGAAUUUUGCAGCAUGCAAUGCAUUUAUUUAGUAUAGAACAGUAAAAGACCAUGCCUCAUACCUACUUCAAUGGAUACUAUUUGAGUGCUCAGACAAUGUGAAUAAACUUCCCAUGCAAUAA
Alosa alosa (allis shad) is the source of this 1901-nucleotide messenger RNA. RefSeq names its product cytochrome P450 2J2-like. Gene Ontology annotation, cellular component: cytoplasm; intracellular membrane-bounded organelle. The record is from RefSeq and is a predicted model, not a curated record. NCBI's taxonomy places the organism in Eukaryota, Metazoa, Chordata, Actinopteri, Clupeiformes, Clupeidae. Gene Ontology annotation, molecular function: oxidoreductase activity, acting on paired donors, with incorporation or reduction of molecular oxygen, reduced flavin or flavoprotein as one donor, and incorporation of one atom of oxygen; heme binding; iron ion binding. The coding region runs from base 133 to 1626 and encodes 497 amino acids. The transcript is spliced from 9 exons. Gene Ontology annotation, biological process: xenobiotic metabolic process.